GUGAAAAAGAAAGAGUGCAAAAGAAAAGAGAAAGAAAGAAGACAAAGAAGAAGUAAAAGCAUAUAAAACGAUUGCGUUUUGAUACAGAAGGUAGCGAAGAAACCCACCGUAAGCGAAAAGCAAUAGAAUUCAGAAACGAAGACUCUCUUCUCUUCUCUGUUUGGAUUGAUUUGAUCAUUCCGAUCUUCAAUCUCUUCGUAUUGAUUGGGUCCUCGUUUCUCUCUUCCGAUCGAUCCAAUUCUCUUCACAUGGCUACGAUCGGGCACAACAAUCUCAAUGCUAAAUUGGUUCUCCUCGGGGAUAUGGGUGCUGGAAAAUCCAGCCUUGUUUUGCGCUUUGUCAAGGGUCAAUUUCUCGAAUUUCAGGAAUCAACAAUAGGGGCGGCAUUCUUUUCGCAGACUUUGGCAGUAAACGAUGCAACUGUUAAAUUUGAGAUUUGGGACACAGCGGGGCAAGAGAGGUACCAUAGCUUGGCUCCCAUGUAUUACAGAGGCGCUGCUGCUGCUAUCAUUGUCUACGACAUCACUAGCUCAGAUUCGUUUACACGAGCUAAGAAGUGGGUCCAAGAGCUUCAAAAGCAAGGGAACCCUAACAUGGUCAUGGCUUUCGCUGGUAACAAAUCUGACUUGGAAGAUAAGAGAAAAGUGACUGCUGAUGAGGCACGUGUUUAUGCUGAAGAAAAUGGUCUGUUUUUCAUGGAGACCUCUGCCAAAACUGCAGCCAAUGUUAAUGAUGUAUUUUAUGAAAUAGCCAAGAGGUUACCAAGGGCUCAGCCAGCUCAAAACCCAGCAGGGAUGGUUCUUGUUGAUAGACCCGCCGAAGAGCUAGGGCUUCAUCAUGUUGUUCAUAAAGUAUUUGAGCUGUAUUUACUCCCCUGAAACAUUAAUCUUGUUUUAUGUGGUUGUUAUGUGCUGCACACUUUGCUGUCACUGUUAUGUGGAGCUCCAUCUAGUGUAUGUGCUUCGUUGGUAAUGAAUGCAAUUUACAAACAGAACUUGAUGGUUCAAAAUAUAUACCUUGGAUGUGUACUA
Molecule: messenger RNA, 1031 nt
Organism: Lotus japonicus
Lineage: Eukaryota; Viridiplantae; Streptophyta; Magnoliopsida; Fabales; Fabaceae
Product: ras-related protein RHN1-like
Molecular function (GO): GTPase activity; GTP binding
Source: RefSeq, a predicted model, not a curated record